Messenger RNA from Cladocopium goreaui, 879 nucleotides. The record is from the annotation of a GenBank genome assembly. NCBI's taxonomy places the organism in Eukaryota, Dinophyceae, Suessiales, Symbiodiniaceae.
AUGACUAGCGCAACAGCGACAGCGUCGCCAUGGAGAUGCUUGAGGUUGCGACUAGCUGGCGAUGAUCGAGACUUUCAAGUCUUGCUGUACGACGGCUGCUGCAGCGACGCACUGCAGAAGGCUGUGGCCGCCCGUGUGGCAGCUCUACCCGAGACGGUCUACUGCACACUGACACCGGAGGCCGAUGGCCCAGUGCUGCCAUUGUCAGCUGCCUUGGCAGCGCAACUUUCAGAAUCCCAGGUGUUGACCGUCCACAUCAGCAGACCCAUGGUGCCCCCUGUGGAGGCUGCACCGUUUGCUGCAAAUUCACGGCAGAGCGAGGUGGGGGCCGCCGAUGAAGUUCAGAGCAAUGCUUCCUCCACCCAGUUGGAGAAUGUAGCAGCGAUGAGCCCCACGAAUCCGAUGCACAAGGUGAAUAGCACUGGCUUGCUCCAAUCUGGGAGCUAUGUGAGCUACUUGCGGAUGAAUCGCGUGCGCUGGGAGAACUUCACCCAGCAAACUGAUCAGCUUGUCACUGCGAUGGAACGAUUCAACCGCCUGGCCACGGAUUUAGCCAACGAGCGAACGUUGCUGGCCUGGCUUCGCACUGCAAUGGCAGGCAUCCGUACCAUCUUUGUGUUCUAUGCCAUGGAUGGUGUCAACAAAUUCUGGGAGACCAGCAUCACCGCGAGUGAGGUGUUGAUGGCGAUCUUGGUCUUGGUAUUGCUGUACACCGGGCAGGCUCGUUACUACGCGAUCAAGGAGCUGAUCUUAAGAAAAGAUCCGCCUCCAACCUUUGGCCGAAUCAGCUUGAGAUACACGUAUUUGGUCCUGGCACUGGCCACGUUCACUACCGUCAUGGGUGUAUGCCUUCGAAGAUGGCAGAAACUCGCUGACUGA